Messenger RNA from Octopus sinensis (East Asian common octopus), 3212 nucleotides. Its product is annotated as sodium-dependent multivitamin transporter-like. Gene Ontology annotation, biological process: transmembrane transport; sodium ion transport. Gene Ontology annotation, cellular component: membrane. The transcript is spliced from 16 exons. Lineage: Eukaryota; Metazoa; Mollusca; Cephalopoda; Octopoda; Octopodidae. Bases 1263 to 2894 code for a protein of 543 amino acids. The record is from RefSeq and is a predicted model, not a curated record. Gene Ontology annotation, molecular function: symporter activity.
UGACAGAGAAAUGAUAGAAAGACAGAGUAGAGUGAGGGAGAAAUAGGUAGGAAGAAAAAACCGAAGGGAAAAAGGAGGGAAAACCAGUUCGAGUGGGAAAGAAAUGGAUAGAAAGAAAGUGAGAGAGAAUAUAUUUACAUUGAGAGAGAGAGUUAGAGUGAGCGAGUGAGUGAGUGACAGACAGACAAACAGGCGGUAGGAAUAGACGAAAAUGUGUAACAAACAAAGAGAGAGAAAGAGGGUAGUGAGAAAUAGAAGUAGUGAAAGUUAGUAAAAGUUUUCAAAACUAUAAAAGUGAGCAUUCGUUCCGUGUUAAAAAUAUUCUGAAAUUUGAAGUUUGCUUUACCAUGCACAAAGAAUUUCGUAAGCCGUGUGUGAUUUCGGAUUACAGGAAUAUGUGGUGAGAGUUUGCCGCUUAUACUAGACCAACAACAACCUCACACUAACACACAUAUACAUAUAUAUAUACAUACAAACACACACAAACAUAUAUAUAUAUAUAUAUGAAUAUACGUCCGCACACAUACAUAUAAUAACGUGUUGUGUAGUUAGUUGCUGAAAUCUUCGUACUUGUUGAUUAUAAUAAUCAAAGAAGAAAACUUUAAAGAAAUCGGCUUCUAAAACAUCUAAAACAUGCUUGAUCUAUUUUCCAAGCCAUUCAUGGCUUCUUAUUUCCUGUCCAAACUAUAGAACAUAAAAGCCACUGUCAGUUAAAAAAAAACUAAUACACACAUACGUACAUAUACACACACAUAUAAAUACACACACAUGUAUAUGAAUAUAUACAUGUGUGUGCGUAUCUCUUUUAAAUUGGGAAAUUUAACAGAGUUUUCUGUGAUAAACUCUGAGUAAUAGAAAGAUUUUCUCAACUUCAAACACUCAUAUGCAUUACCUCCGCAACUUAGAAUUGAUUACUCUCUUAGUUUUGUAAUACACACACACUCACACACUAUAUAUAUAUACUUUUGAUGAAAAAAAGUGUAUAAUAUAACCUAUUGGAAUAAAAACUUGUUUCUGCUGUGAACCAUAAAGCAAUACUAACCACUUCACCAAAGUGACACCACAACUUCAUCCGUCCAAAUUAAAAACCUUAACCAAACAAGAUUCCUACAUAUGUAUGUGUAAGACAGAGAGGGAGAGAGAGAGAGAGAGACACUAAAAGCACAGAUUUGUAACAGAAACAGAUCAGGCCCUUUGGUAUAAACCAAACCGUGUAUUCUAUCAAUCCAAUUUAGAAUUAAAAAUUGUCAAACUAUUCCAAAAUGAAUACGUCUACCAACACAACGACUUCUGAGUCAAAAGAAUUAAGUACAAUUGACAUGGUUCUCUUAUUUGUUGUUGUUCUACUGCCAGUGGUAUGUAACUUGGCCUAUACCAUAUAUAGGUUUAUCACCAAAAAAAAUACUGGUCGCAGAGUUGCUGUUAACACCAUACCAGUGGCAUUAUCGCUUACAGCAAGUUACCUUUCAGCCAACACAAUAAUGGGAGUACCAGCUAUUAUGAUAAACCAAGGACUCACAUACUGGUUCCUGAUUUUAGUUUUUCCAAUCUCCAUGGCUAUUGUGGCACAUUUGAUUCUUCCAGUGACUUAUAAUGCAAAUCUACCUGAUAUUUAUAAGUACCUUGAGUUACGCUAUUCACGUUGGUUUCGCUUGCUUGGAGCAGCAGUGUUCUGCAUUCUUCAGAUGGUCUACCUGUCAAUUGUUCUUCAUGGACCUGCUAUUUUCUUUGAGUUAAUUCUCAAAAAAGAUUCAACAGUAUCCAUAAUAUCCAUUGGUUUGAUCUGUUCCUUGUACACAGCAUUAGGUGGACUAAAAGCCAACACUUAUAUUGAGGCUUUUCAAUUAAUUACAAUGUUUAUUGGUCUUCUGGCCAUUGUUAUCUCUACCUUUUCUUCGAGGAACGUUGCAGAGGUUUUCUACAAUGCAACAAUUAAUGAUACAGCUGCUUCUAUGUUUCAAGAAGGCAAAAACUACUCCGUCACAUCAACAAUAAUUGGUGGAACUGUGCUCUAUGCAUCAAUUUAUGCUGUGAACCAGUCUCAAGUGCAAAGAUAUUUUUCAUGCUCUUCACUGAAAAAAGCUAAAUGGAGCCUUUGGUUGAACAGCCCGGGUUUAAUUGUGAUUGUCUCCCUUUGUUGCAUGCUCGGUGCAGUUCUUAGGACAAGUGAACUCAAAAAAGAGUCUAAAAUAGACAAGCAAGCUGCUAGAUUCAUGGUGGAGGAGGUCGACGUAGGGGUUGCUGGACUGUUUGUUGCAGGUGUCUUUAAUGCUACAAUGAGUUCAAUAUCCUGUGGACUUAGUGCUACUAAUAGUGUUUUGUUCAGAAACUUACUACCAAAAUGCAUUACACAAAUGCGGAACUCAGAAGUGGCUUCAAGUAUAUUGUCUUUUUUUGUUGGAAUAUUGUGCAUAGGUUUGGCCAUUUUGAUCAAGAAUCAGCAAGGCAUCUUAAAGGCAUCUUUCUCCUUUUAUGGAAUAUUUUGUUGUCCAAUGUUUGGAAUAUUUAUUUUGGGGAUAUUUUUCCCAUUUGUUCAUAAAUGGGGUGCCUUGGUGAGUUUGAUCGUAACAAUUCCAUUCUUACUUUCACUUUACAUUGGAAAUACAAUGAUGCCAAAUCCUGACUUUGCAAAGCCAUUGCAGAAUCUUUACAGCAUCAAUUUCUUCUGGUAUGGUCCUUUAGGUAUCACCAUGGUCAUUAUAAUUGGCAUUGUAUUCAGUAAAAUUAUUGGUGGAUUCCAAGACCCUUCAGAUGUGCCACGUUAUCUCUUAAGCCCUAUCACCUUAAAGAUCAUGGACAGACGGAAGAAAUAUGAACCUGAAGGAGAUGAAAAGUUCUAUUUACAAACCAUGGACAGCACUGAAACGCAAAAACUUAAUGUCAGUGAUGCAUAAAUUCUUAUAGAUCCUUUCAGCUAUGGUCUCAUAUGCCUUGGAGAAGAGAGCUGAUGUUUUAUGAUGGGCUGGAACAUGGGUUAGGCAUUAUUUUUAACAUCUACUUAUAAAAUAUCAUAAACAAAGGUUUGGAACCUGAUCUAAAGGUAAUGUCCUUCCCCUGGUUUUGGAGCCAUUGAGAAAAAAAUCAUAAGCACUACACUUUCUCUAAGUCUUGUCAAAAAAAAUUUUAAAUAGUGAAAAAAUUUUAAUAUCCUUUUGUAUUAAGAUACUUUCAUACUUUCAUCUAAAAAAAAACUAGAAAAAAUUAAACAAAAA